GAGUAAAGUAAAAACACCCCAAUCUAGUUGAAGAAAAGCACGGACGGAUCCAGAUGCCUUUAGUGCGCCCCCUCGGGCCGGGUUGAGGGCGGUGCGGCGCCUGGCACAACGCCCCAUCCCGGCAGCGGGGCGAUGGCGAUGGCGGCGCGGCCCGCAGGCGAGGCUGAGGCUUGUGGCCUGUGCACGGCCGCCGCUGCCCGCUACACCUGCCCCCGCUGCAACCGGCCCUACUGCUCGCUGGCCUGCUACCGCGGCGGCCCGCACCGGGCCUGCGCCGAGCUCUUCUACAGGGACGCGGUGCUGGCCGAGCUGCGGCCCGGGGCUGAGGCCGGUCGGCGAGACCUGUGCUCCGGCAUGAGGAGCCUGCAGGAGGCCGAGGCCCAGCGCCCGGAGCCGGAGGGCCUGAGCCUGGAGCCGGACGCCCCGGCCCCCCGGCUCUGGGCCGCGCUCAGCCCCGGCCAGCGGGCCGACUUCGAGCGGCGGGUGUCGGGCGGGGAGGCGGCGGCCUGGAUCCCGCCAUGGCGGCCCUGGUGGCGGCGGCAGCGGCAACGGCGGCCGGUGAGAGACAGCGAGCCCCUCUCCCGGCCAGUGGUGGAGGAAGUUGAUGCGAGUGAGGAGAUGCGGGAGGAGCAGCGUGUGGCCGGGGACGGCGAGAGCUCGGGGGAGGAGGACGCAGACAAGGAGACGGCUCCGGCCAGUGUCUGGGACACAGACGACUCCGUGCCCGCUGUCUGCACCAACAUUGCUCCCCUGGCAACCCUGACUGCCUGCCCGUCGCCUCUGGUGGCCUUCAGCCUGGUCAAUGUUCUAUACGCCUACGCCUUCUCCCUGCGGCUGGUGAAUGGGGAUGUGCAGGGGGCGAUGAGGGGCGAGUUCAUCGAGGUGGUGUUGGCGAUCUCCAAGGCGCUGGAUGGCAGCCACGUUUACACCUCCACGGGAGAGGCUCUGCAGGCCGCAGUGGAGAGCAUUCGCUCCAGCCCCCACGUCUCCACCCCCCUGCUGCUGGCCAGGGCGAUGGAAGAUGUGUCUGCCCUCCUAGCCGGGGGCGACGAGGCUCUGGGCAGUCAUUACACUCUCGCUGCCAUCUCACACCUCGACUGCAUCCUGGCCAAAGGCAGGCAGUGCCGGGGCGGGGAGGGGAAGACGGGCAGAGCGGCCAGAUACAGGGCGGGCAAGAAAUGUGCCUUCCUCCUGUCCUGGGCGAGGGAGCACCAACACGUCCUCGCUACCCUCUCCGCCGAGGCUCGGCUCGAGUUCACUGCCUCCCUCCAGCAACUCCUGCAGGUCGAGAAGGAUACAUCUACCCUAGAGAAGGCCUGGGGAGCAAAGAGGCCACCGGCGCAGAGAGUGCUGAUCGAGGAACUCAAUCCCUGAGCCGUUCCUCGAUUGCAAAAGUUGAUUGUAAAGACCUAGGGGGAGAGUUGACGCCGAGUUAAAUAAUUCUGCCCAGAACAGUCCGUGGAGUUUGUGGAGAACGCACUUGGCUUUCCAAUGAGGGACAGUUACUUGUAAAGAAAGCAACCAAACACUUCUUUAUUGCCAUCCCCUGCCAUAGCAUGGCACACCCUCAGUAUCGCUCCUCCCACAGCGCUGCGCUCUCUCUGUACCGCUCCGCCCACAGCGCAGCGCUCCCUCUGUAUCGCUCCGCCCACAGCGCGGCGCUCCCUCUGUACCGCUCCGCCCACAAUGCGGCACUGAGUUACCACAGCACUUUUUUUUGUAAACCAGCACCUGCAGAUCCUUGUUUCCAAGAAUAAACUAAUUAUUGACAAAGAG
This is a messenger RNA of Amblyraja radiata (thorny skate), 1776 nucleotides long. RefSeq names its product zinc finger, HIT-type containing 2 (gene znhit2). The coding region runs from base 133 to 1374 and encodes 413 amino acids. The record is from RefSeq and is a predicted model, not a curated record. NCBI's taxonomy places the organism in Eukaryota, Metazoa, Chordata, Chondrichthyes, Rajiformes, Rajidae. The transcript has 2 exons.